UCUCUCUCUCUCUGAUUUAUGUAUGUAAUCCAUGUGUCUCAUUCUGUUAACCCUCAGUCAUUUUAGAGCUUCAAAAGCUUCAGCUGUUUCUCGUGUUUUUUGACCCUUAAAACUUCUGGGUUUCUAAUCUGCUCUCUGUUUCUGUUUCUGUUUCUAUGGAGCUUGCGACUCUCCAUUUUCAUAUUCUAAGGAGAAAUAUUUUGUGUCUAACACUUUGACCUGAUUUGCAGCUCCUAUGGAUAUGAGAUUGAUAAAUGAAGUCGUUUUGUGUGUGGUGAUGUUGUAAAUAAAACCUUCUAGGACUCUUGGUGUUUCAAUAUGUAUUCUCAGCAGCAAAACCUAUCAGAACUCCAGCAUUCUUCAGAGCAACAGAUGGGUUCUAAAUAUGAUACAAGUGUCAGCUCUACUAAGCCAUUCUCCAUAAGGCAAUAUGUUUUUGAGGCUCGUCAAAAGGAUAUCUAUAAUAAUUGGCCAUUUCCAGAAGAAUAUUUGAAAGUCUGUUCGAAGCAUGGUGUUAGCAGAGUGCUCCCACCUUUUGGGUCUAAUGAGUCUAUUAGGAAUUCAUUACAUACAAAAGAUGUUGGCCAGAACUGUGCAAAAAAGGAAGAUUCAGAUGUUGGUUUCAUUGAUAAGCAUUCCACUUGGAUUGAUGGAACAGAAGACAAUCUUGAAGUUGCUGGUGAUGUAUACAUGGAUGCAGCAAUUUCUGAAGUUUCAAAGAAAGUGAACCAUUUAUCUCUUAAUUGCAAUAAACCCGAGCAUGGAGAUGGCAAAGGUCUGAGCUCUAAUGUUGGUAAACAUCCUUUGGUUUCAAAAGAUAACACUUCAAACGCCAAGCCGAGUCUGAACCACUCUUAUGUCCAAAUUGUUGUGGCACUGCCUUCCACCAAGGCAUUUAGAAAACAAAAACAAAAAGGGAAACCUAAGAAACAUAAAGGGAAACCGAAGAAACGGUUAUUGGCAGAUAUUUUGGCUGAAGCGAGACCUUGUACUUUGGAGGAUAUCGAUGGGCUCAAAGGGUCAAACUGGGCCAAGGAUCCAAGUAUCACACCAUAUGGUUUUGCUUACAGUUCCAUAAAUACAGAAAAUUUUGAAGAUGAAGGAAAAGAAAGCAUGACUAGUAUUCAGCCGGAUUGCAGACCUAUACUCAAAGGGGGAAUCCAGAAGGCAAAGCACCCGAGAGAUGACAAUGCAGGCAAUGGCAAUUUGUUUAUAAAAAGGAAACGUGUAGUGAAGUUCAACCUCAAUGGCAAUAAAUCCAAAUUAUGUAACAGAGUAAUUAUUCCUCCAGGAACAGUUGAAAGGGAAUGGGAAUCUAUAAGGAGUGAAAAUUUUAUAGAUGAAGGGAAGAAAAAGAACAAAGUUGAGUACGAUUCUGAACCGAAGUUAGAUGAGGAGUUAUCUCCAAUAUAUGAUAGUGCAGGUGGCAGAAACUUGUCAGCAAAGAAGAAACCAAAAAUGAAGGUCAAUUUUAGGGGAUUUAAAGCUAAGUCACAAGAUACAUGUAUAUCUAAAGCACAGAAUAGGAAAAUGUUGACUCCUGGAACAGUUGAAAGAAGGGAUGCAGUUGAACAAAACCGGAUGCCAAAACGCAGGGCAACUAGUUUUCAAGAGGUUGUCUGAGGUGGCAAGACUAUCAGCUGAUUGGUUAAGAGAUUCUUUGUGACAUGAAGAGCUAUCAUCAACUUAUGGAAUUGGGUAG
Messenger RNA from Telopea speciosissima, 1702 nucleotides. RefSeq lists its product as uncharacterized. The coding region runs from base 319 to 1623 and encodes 434 amino acids. Lineage: Eukaryota; Viridiplantae; Streptophyta; Magnoliopsida; Proteales; Proteaceae. The record is from RefSeq and is a predicted model, not a curated record. The transcript is spliced from 5 exons.